AUGGCACCGCCAAGGGACCGGCUGACGGUCGGCUCGCGCGUCGUCAUCGCCCAGGACGCCGAGCUCCGCGGCGAGAUCAGCAUUGGAAGCGGCACCGUCAUCCAUCCCCGGGCCGUCGUCUACGCUCAGCAGGGUCCCAUCUCGAUCGGCUCCAACUGCAUCAUCGAGGAGAUGGCCGCCAUCGUCAAUCGGCGGCCCGAGCCGAUGCAGAUAGGUGACGACAACCUCUUCGAAGUGGGCAGCCGCAUCGAGGCGGCCGGCGUCGGAUCCUCCAACACCUUCCAGGUGCGCUGCAAGGUGGCCUCGACGAUCCGCGUCGGCUCCUACUGCAACAUCGGAGCCGGCUGCAGCGUCGUUCCCACCGCGCUGUGGCCACGCAACAUCGAGGACCUUUUUGGCGACGACGACGACGACGACGACCAGGAGCACGGCGACGGGGAGCCAGGUGGCAAGGCAACAGCGGCUAAGGACGAAGAUGGCGAAGAAGCAAGGCAGGCCAGCGCUGCUUCCGCAGACGAGGCCAAGUUCGAGUCGCUGCCAGAUCGUACCGUCGUCUUUGGCCACAGCGCCAGCCGGCGGCAGUGGAGCGGCGAAGGCGUCAAGCAGCAGGCCGCCCUGCACGCCAAGCACCUCGAGUACCUCCGAGACAUGAUACCAAAAGCGCACAAGCUCAAAAUCAUCCAGGCCGUCCGAGCGCCUUCGCCUUCGAGGGGUGCGCAGUGA
Molecule: messenger RNA, 723 nt
Organism: Pseudozyma flocculosa PF-1
Lineage: Eukaryota; Fungi; Basidiomycota; Ustilaginomycetes; Ustilaginales; Ustilaginaceae
Exons: 6
Coding region: 1-723 (240 amino acids)
Biological process (GO): mitotic spindle organization
Cellular component (GO): dynactin complex
Molecular function (GO): dynein complex binding
Source: RefSeq, a predicted model, not a curated record